Nicotiana tabacum (common tobacco) is the source of this 1061-nucleotide messenger RNA. The record is from RefSeq and is a predicted model, not a curated record. NCBI's taxonomy places the organism in Eukaryota, Viridiplantae, Streptophyta, Magnoliopsida, Solanales, Solanaceae.
CACGUGCAUUCCUCCUUGCAUCACAGCACAAUUGCAUCCCUUUUUGAUCAGGUCACGUGCGCACCUCCUCCUCAGUUCUGCGAUUUUUCUCUUUCGCAAAUUUCUCCAUUGUUUAACCCUUUUCCCUCUUGGCUGUAUUUCUCUUCUUCAACGUCCUCCCUCUCUCUACCCAGUAUCAAAUCCAAUUUCAGAGAGAGAGAGAGAGGAACAAAGGGUUGGGGAAAAACAAUAAUUUUGAAGAAUGUUGUUGUAAAUCUCGAAAACCCUUUUGAGAUAAAGGAUUGGGAAAUUCGUGAAAAUUAUAGAAUGCAAUGUAAUUGAGCGUUAUUGUAUUGUCGAUAUGCACGCUUACAAUAGGUUACCGAGCAGUGGACACAACAGCCCAUCCACGCCCUCAUCCCCCCGCUCCCGCUCGCCUCGUUUACGCAGCACUAGUAAUAGUAAUAGUGGUGGUGGAUCCCGGGUCAAACCCAGUGCCCGUUUUACCCCGGGUCAACCCGGACCGAGAACCCUCGCCCAUCGUCUUGCUUGGGUCAUUCUAUCGGUUCUGCUUCGCCGUCAGGGGAUUUUCCUCUUUGCUCCUUUGCUCUACAUAGCGGGGAUGUUGUUUUACAUGGGGACAGUAUCGUUUGAUGUUGUUCCUAACAUCAGGCACCACCCUGCUCCCGGGUCCCUUUACCGGAGCCCCCAGCUUUAUGCCAAGCUUCGACCCGAAAUGGACUCCGAUAAUUCCACUGCUCAUGCGAUAUCAACAAUAUGGAAAAACUCCUACAGAGGUGGAGAAUGGAGACCGUGCAUUAACAAAUCCUCAGGAGGUAGAAAAUUUGGAGAAUCAAACUUAUCUUUUAUCCUCGUUAGUACACUAUGUUGCUUCUCUCCCUCUCUCUUAAUUAUUCUUCAUAUAGUAAGUGCAACUCUCUGGUUGCAUUCGGCCAUUCAGGUUAUAUUGGAGGUUUCCCAAUGCAUAAUCUUAUCGUAAUUUGAAAUUCAAGAUAACUACUGCAGUUAUAUGCUAGAAAUUUUCAGGUUGACCACACUCUAUAUGUUUAGGUUUAUAGUAC